UAGUUUAUUAGUGUCACUUAGGCUGCUGCUGCUACCCUCACCACUGCAAGAGAUCAGCGACCGGUGACUGUAUAUUGGAAAGAUGAAAUUUUGCUGAAAAUAAAAAUCCGAAUGAAGUCGUUUGAUAAGAUUGUUUGUUAUAAAGCAGGGAAAGAAAAAGAUAAUGGUGGGAUUUAAGAACAGGUACAUGGUAAUGGAGGUCUUUCUGGAUCCAAAUAAAGAAAAUUUGGGGGAUGACCCUAUUGUAGUUACCCAAUUUAACAUCUCAAAAGCAAUCAAGGAUAGCAUUCUUGUCAACUUUGGUGAAUGCGGUCUAGCCUCUUCACUUGGAUCCUUCCAAGUUAAAUAUGUCAAUCCUAUUACAAAGCUGUGCGUUAUCAGAGCAUCAAGAGAGGACUACCAAAAAAUUUGGUCUGCAAUAAGCUUGGUUAGGAGUAUUGGAAGUUGCCCUGUGCUGUUCAACUUACUGGAUCUUAGUGGAAGUAUAAGGGCCUGUAAAAAUACUGCCUUGAAGUGUGAUGAAUUAAAAUUUGAGCAGUACAAGCUUAUGGUUGGAGCACGUCUCUCAGCUGAUGUUACCCAGCACAUGCAGAACUGUCUUGAGAAGAUCAAAAUUUUGGAACACUAAAGGUGCUCAACUUGCGGUAACUGACUACCACAUGAUGCUGGUAUACACUAGUGCGUGCCUGAGCUCAAAUUGUUUGUGUUUUGAGUGGCAUACUUUUUUUCUCCAUACUUGAAGUAUCGUUUUACCGCUAUCUCUAGUCAGUUCUCUUGCAAUAAAUUAUGCAUAAUCAGAUAAGUUUAAUCAGCCGUUUUAUGGCUGAAGGAAGUAAUUAUGAGAAUCCUGCUCGUAUUUGGUUUUGAUACUGUACAGGUAUGGACCAAUGUGAACACAGUUGGGGCAAAUUUGAGUGGAUUCUCUCUUGAUUCCCAGAGUUUGAUUAAGUUCAUCACCACCCUUAGGAAUGAAGAGACGAAAGCUACUGACCAAAGUAUUUGCUUAGAGGUGAAAUUGAAUUGGCAAUGUAGAUCAGUCUCAUAUAUCCAAGUAAUUCUUCUGCAUCUUGUGGAACUUUUAUGUCUGUGUUCAAAUAAAAUAAACAUAGAUGAUAUUGUCUAAGCAAAUCCUUUUUUUCCAUGUAAUGGCUGCAUGAAUAACGGGAAAAACUAGAUAGUUUUUGGAUAAGUAAAAAUUUUCUGCGUUUAUGUUUGGGA
Molecule: messenger RNA, 1218 nt
Organism: Theobroma cacao (cacao)
Lineage: Eukaryota; Viridiplantae; Streptophyta; Magnoliopsida; Malvales; Malvaceae
Product: ribonuclease P family protein / Rpp14 family protein
Biological process (GO): tRNA 5'-leader removal
Cellular component (GO): ribonuclease MRP complex; nucleolus; multimeric ribonuclease P complex
Molecular function (GO): ribonuclease P RNA binding
Source: RefSeq, a predicted model, not a curated record